Pristis pectinata (smalltooth sawfish) is the source of this 2828-nucleotide messenger RNA. Its product is annotated as fatty acyl-CoA hydrolase precursor, medium chain-like. Bases 189 to 2828 code for a protein of 879 amino acids. NCBI's taxonomy places the organism in Eukaryota, Metazoa, Chordata, Chondrichthyes, Rhinopristiformes, Pristidae. The record is from RefSeq and is a predicted model, not a curated record. The transcript has 21 exons.
CAUUCCCUGCUUUCACAAUCACUUGUUUGCGACUUUGCAGAUCUCAAAGUUCAGCGGCGGGGACCGUCCCCAAACCUGUGCCAAGGCUCCGGGGCUCUGUUUUUCGUCCGGGCGGGAGGAGGUGAUUAGCACCACGCUCCCCCGAGCGGCUACAUCAGCCGGAGGCGCAGCCGGGUGCGGGCGGUGCGAUGGCGAUGGGCGGAGUGGCGGCGGUGGUCGCCGUGCUGGCGCUGGCUUCGGCCGCAGACGACAGACCUCCGAUCGUUGUCACCAAGUACGGACCACUGGAGGGGAAGCAGGUGUCGGUCAGGGGAACAACCAAGCCUGUCUACAACUACCUCGGCAUCCCUUUUGCAAAGCCACCUGUUGGCCCCUUGAGGUUCUCCGCCCCGGAGCCACCAGAGAUGUGGAGUGGAACUCGGAAGGCGACGACCUUCAGUCCGGGGUGUCUGCAAAAUUCAACUGUGAUGGACAUGCUGACAGACCUCCUGAAGAUCAACUCAGGACCGAAGAGAUACAGAGAAGAUUGCCUGUAUCUGAAUGUGCACACACCCGUUCAACCCCACGACACGGAGACAAAGCUUUCUGUGAUGGUCUGGAUUCACGGUGGGGGCUUUAUGGUGGGGAGCGGAUUAUUCUAUGACGGAUCUUCACUUGCAGCCUACGAGGAUGUGGUGGUGGUGGUGAUCCAGUACCGGCUGGGAAUCCUCGGAUUCCUCAGCACAGGGGACGAGCACAUGAAGGCAAACCUGGGAAUGUUGGAUCAGAUUGAAGCACUGAAAUGGGUCCAAGAAAACAUCAAGAGCUUCGGAGGUGACCCCAGCUCAGUCACCAUAUUUGGGGAGUCUGCUGGAGGAGUUAGUGUAUCAUUGCUGCUUGGUUCCCCGUUGGCGAAGGGUCUGUUCCACAGGGCGAUAUCUGAGAGUGGCACCGCUCUAUUUGAAAUGGUUUUCAACCCAGAUCCGAAAUCAACGGUUCAAGCUUUGGCCAACAAGACAGGCUGUGGCCAGGACACUUCAUGGGAGCUUGUCAGUUGCCUCAGGAACAAGUCUGAAGAAGAAAUAUUGAACCUCACCCAAACCACUCUGUUUGCGCCCAUAGUGGUGGAUGGGAUCUUCCUAACCAAAGAUACCGAGCAGCUCUUUGAGGCUAAAGAGUUCACUGUAGUCCCCUACAUGUUAGGAGUCACCAAUCAUGAAGCUGGCUGGAUUUUAUCAAAGAUGAUGAAUCCGCCUGGCUGGGAGGAAGGAAUGGACAAAGAGACCUCAAAGAUGAUCAUCAACAACACAUACUUACUGACAGAAGAGAAUGUGCAACUCUCCCUGGACUACUACAUGGGGGACACACAGGACAGGGUAAAAAUCAGAGACCUGCACCUCGAGUUGCUUGGUGAUGUGUUUAUGCUGGUGCCUACCAUCCGGGCUGCAAGAUAUUGCAGAGAUGCAGGGUGCCCCGUCUAUCUGUACGAGUUUCAACACAGCACGAGCAUCUUUAGAAGGGGCCGGCCCGAGUUUGUGAAGGCUGACCAUGGCGACGAGAUCCUUUAUGUUUUUGGUGCUGCCUUUUGGGAUGGAGACAUCAGCGUAUUAGGGAACAUCACUGCUGAGGAGGAGGCUUUGACCAGAAGUAUAAUGAGUUACUGGGCGAACUUUGCCAAGAAUGGGAACCCCAAUGGAGAGGGGCUGGUGCUGUGGCCGGCCUACGAUCAGAACGAGAACUACAUGCAGCUGAACCUGAAGCCGGUGGCCGGGACAAAGCUCAAGGAACAUCGGAUGAAGUUCUUCACCAAGAUCCUGAAGCACCAUGCUGGGGAGGAGACUGAGCAGAGCUCGACAGGGAACCAGUGCUCGGCGCCCACGGUCUGGACUGAGGAUGGGUGGCUUCGAGGUCAGCAGAUGGAGGUGGAAGGAAGUCCCAGGCCGGUGUCCGGAUACUUGGGGAUCCCGUUCGCUGCCCCUCCGGUCGGACCCCUGAGGUUUGCUGCCCCCCAGAGACCACAGCCAUGGACGGGGAUCCGGAACGCCACCAGCCAUCCUCCGAUGUGUCUCCAGAAGAUAAGGAGAGUUCCAGUGCACUUUGUGGUCCCUGCCAGUGAAGAUUGUCUGUACCUCAGUGUCUACACUCCCACCACUGCCACCCAGCACCGGACCCCCAUACCAGUCAUGGUUUGGAUCCACGGAGGGGCCUUCAUUCUGGGAAGGAGCUCCAUAUUCUACGGGUCAGCACUGGCCGGCUUUGGGAACGUGGUGGUGGUGGUGAUCCAAUACCGAAUCGGUGUGGCUGGAUUCCUCAGCACCGGAGACGAGUGGGCGAGAGGAAACUUCGGCUUCCUGGACCAAGUGGCGGCAUUACAGUGGGUUCAGAGGAACAUCGGGCAGUUUGGGGGCGACCCCCAGCAAGUCACGCUGUUUGGGGAGUCUGUCGGGGGUCUCAGCGUCUCUCUGCAUACGCUGUCUCCACUCUCCGCUGACCUGUUCCACAGGGCCGUUCUACAAAGUGGGAGCGCUCUGAUGCCCGGUGUCUUACCCCCACUGCCCACCCAGCUGGCACACGAAGCUGCUGAGAUAGCAGGCUGCAGUGACACACAAUCCCAGCUCCUGCUCCAGUGCCUCAGGAACAAGACCGAAGACGAGAUGUCCCAGAUUACCAACAGUGUGAAUGACUUGUACCAGUUAAUUCCUGUUGUGGUGGAUGGCUAUUUCCUUCCUGAGGAUCCUCAAAAGAUGUUCCAGGAUGGAAAGUUCCGGAAGAUCCCGUAUCUGCUCGGGGUGACGACUGAGGAGGGUGUAAAAAGUCUUGUACACUCAGAGGUCAUCAUCAAACUAUAA